Molecule: messenger RNA, 1095 nt
Organism: Penicillium mononematosum
Lineage: Eukaryota; Fungi; Ascomycota; Eurotiomycetes; Eurotiales; Aspergillaceae
Product: alpha/beta hydrolase
Exons: 2
Coding region: 1-1095 (364 amino acids)
Molecular function (GO): hydrolase activity
Source: RefSeq, a predicted model, not a curated record
AUGAUUUUCUCUUCGUAUUCACACUGUUCAUCCAGAAGACUCAUCAUCAAUCUUAAAACCCCCUUCACAAUGCCGAUCACCAGCGAUUUCAUCCUUGACGUCUCGAAGUUCCGCCCGGAGAACGUCACGGAGUCAACGAAGAAAGCUGCAGCUCUCCUAGAAGACAUCACCACCAAUGGCCCCCGAUGGUGGGAGGUAGGCAUCGAAAAAUAUCGUGAGAUGCGGGAGCUUGGUCAAACACCGCUACCCAAGCCCGUCUAUCUCCCAGAGGCUCUCGACGGCACUGUUCCUUCGCGCGACGCUGGUCGUGAGAUCCCCAUCCGUAUCUACAAGCCCGACAAUGGCCAGCCCAGCAAAGGCAUCUUCCUGCACUUCCAUGGGGGCGGUUUCGUGCUCGCAACGCACAAACACUCCGAUAGCACCCUCCGAGAAUAUGCCAACAAGUGCCAGCUCACAGCUAUCUCAGUCGGAUACCGUCUGGCCCCGGAACACCCCUACCCGGCUGCCGUGCACGAUGCUAUUGAUGCCGCCGAGUACAUGGUGGACCACGCGGUAGAGGAAUACGGCGCUCCCCUCCGCUUUCUCGGUGGAGAAUCAGCAGGGGCCUGUCUCGCCACCCUGUCAGCCCUACAGCUAAUACGGUCACGGCAAUCUUACAAACUGUCGGGUAUCGUUCUUCCUUACGGCUUAUUCGAUCUGACCCUCGGGCUUCCCACGGUGGCGGCUUCCACCAAGCCCGUCAUGAUCAAUUUGGCGAUAUUAGAGCGAUUCAACGGCGCCUAUGUGCCGGGAAUGAGCACCGUCGAGCGCAAAAUUCCUUCUGUGUCUCCACUAUAUGAGGACCUCCGGGCACUUGUUGCGGCCUCCGGAACAUCGUUGCCCCCCGCUCUCUUCCUCUGCGGAACGGAUGACCCGCUACUUGAUGACACGAUCUUGAUGAGUUCCAAGUGGAGCAUUGCCGGUGGCGAGGCUAUCGUUAAAAUCUACCCUGGUGCCACUCAUGGUUUUACUGCGUUUCCCGGUCUGCCUGUGGCAGAUGAGGCAAAUGCGGUGACCCUAGGUUUCUUGCAGGAGAAAUUGAGCGACUCGGCGUGA